Molecule: messenger RNA, 2081 nt
Organism: Linepithema humile (Argentine ant)
Lineage: Eukaryota; Metazoa; Arthropoda; Insecta; Hymenoptera; Formicidae
Gene: Adk2
Product: Adenosine kinase 2
Biological process (GO): purine nucleobase metabolic process; purine ribonucleoside salvage
Cellular component (GO): nucleus; cytosol
Molecular function (GO): adenosine kinase activity
Source: RefSeq, a predicted model, not a curated record
GAGAAGCGGCGCUUCUUAGGGGAAAGCCCAUCUCCGCGAGAUGCGAUGAGAAUCCUCUUCUUCUGUAGGGUAUGCCGGACGAAACUACGAGAUCGUCAUGUGCCUACGACGUGCUUUACAUGCCGAAUCUCGCUCUAUAAAGCGGAUUCUCGAGUCUCCGCUCGGCGGGAGCACGAAGGACGUCUCUGCUUUGUUUAAUGGUAUAAAACUUCUGAAGCCUAGUGAUGGAAAUAUUCAACAUGUAAUUGAGCAAUAAAGAUACUUAACUCCAUGAGAGCUCAUUAACUAUUUUACUUAUACGGAAUCUGUCAUAACAUUAUACGAGUCAAUAUAAAAGUUCCAAGUUGUGUAAAGAAGUAGAAAAUAGAAUUUAUCUCAUUGCUUUACUUAUUUUGUAUUACGUCAUGAGGUCUCGUUUCGGACACAUAAGUUUGCUAUCCUUCUCAAACGCAUCGUUCUAAGCAUGAAAAAUUAUAAAGAAUACUGAAAGUGCAACUAAUAAAUAUACAGUAAAUACAAAUUACAUAUUACGAAGACAAGAAGUACACUUCCUGAUGGGAGUAUCGUUGGGAGUUGCAAAUUAAGAAUUAGUGUGCAUUUAGAUCGUUUGGGUAAUUAAAUCUCCUUAGAUAGAUCUACGUAAAUAUGUUUGUCCCUGGCUCUAUCUCUUUCUUUAGCUCUCAUUCGCAAUAAGUCACCGCGAUAACAUUCUAGCGAUAACAUUCUGUGGUGAAGUAGAAGAGGGUUUCUUUUGUAGUGAUGCAAUCAGUGCCAUUUGAUCUCUUUCAUUUCAACGUAUAAGAAGUUCAGAAAACGUCUGUGGCGCAUCGUAGCAACAGCGUUGUUAUUGCAGUAGACUUCCCGGCACACAUUUCCUCGUGAUCGCGAGGAGAAAUUGCGCACAAAUGGCUGAAAAUCUACAGUUCUAAGAGGUUAUCAUGAUAUUGAGGUUAUAUGCAUCUCACAUGUGCUCCGGAUGAUCGAUGAAGCUGACGAUGGAAGGACUAUUACUUGGCAUGGGAAAUCCUCUGCUUGAUAUUUCAGCAACAGUAGAUAAUGAAUUUUUAAAGAAAUAUGACCUUAAGUCUAACAAUGCCAUCCUUGCUGAGGAGAAACACAAACCUUUAUACGAGGAGUUAAUUGACUUGUACAAAGCUGAUUUUAUCGCGGGUGGAUCUGUGCAGAACACUAUGAGAGUGGCCCAAUGGUUUCUGCAGAAACCAAAAGUUGCUACUUAUAUGGGCUGUGUUGGCAGAGACAAGUAUUCCAAGAUUCUAGAGGAUAAAGCAACUACAGAUGGUUUGAAUGUUCAAUAUCAAUACACCAAUCAAGAACCGACUGGAACUUGCGCAGUGCUUAUUACGGGGAAGGAACGUUCUUUGUGCGCUAAUUUAGCAGCAGCAAAUUGCUUUUCAUUGUCGCAUAUUGAAAAACCAGAAAACAAACAGCUGAUCGAUAUCGCGAGAUAUAUUUAUAUAUCGGGAUUUUUCUUGACAGUCAGCCCGGAAUCCAUACUAACGGUAGCCAAAUGUGCUUACGAGGACGACAAAAUAUUUAUGAUGAAUCUCAGUGCUCCUUUUCUUUGCGAGAUUUUCCGAAAGCCGAUGUUAGCCGCACUUCCCUAUGUGGAUAUUUUAUUUGGAAACGAGACGGAAGCGGAUACAUUUGCAAACGUCAACGGUUUCAACAUAACAGACAGGAAGCAGAUCGCACUAAAGAUCUCGGAGAUGAACAAAAUUAAUAAGAAGAGGAAAAGGAUUGUUGUUAUAACGCAAGGCGCUGAAGCGGUGCUUCUAGCGAAAGAUGGAACAGUGACGGAAUAUCCUGUUGUAAAACUGCCAGGGGAGAAAGUUGUAGAUACCAAUGGUGCUGGAGAUGCUUUCGUUGGAGGUUUUCUCGCGCAACUUAUACAAGGUAAAAGUAUAGAUACAUGCAUAAAAUGCGGUAUUUGGGCCGCGACGCAGAUCGUACAACGAUCUGGAUGUACUUACGAGGGAAAGCCGAAUUUCCAGUCUUGAUUGGCGCUAACUUGAUAGCAGUUGUAAAUUGUGUACUUAAUAAACAUCUUAAUGUUUUUUUUA